Messenger RNA from Phytophthora infestans T30-4, 3177 nucleotides. RefSeq names its product NAD-specific glutamate dehydrogenase, putative. The coding region runs from base 1 to 3177 and encodes 1058 amino acids. The transcript has a single exon. Gene Ontology annotation, biological process: L-glutamate catabolic process. Gene Ontology annotation, cellular component: mitochondrion. Gene Ontology annotation, molecular function: L-glutamate dehydrogenase (NAD+) activity. The record is from RefSeq and is a predicted model, not a curated record. NCBI's taxonomy places the organism in Eukaryota, Oomycota, Peronosporomycetes, Peronosporales, Peronosporaceae.
AUGCUGCAAGUCUCCCAGUUCCGAGCGCUGCGCCGCGCGUCGGCCACUGCGUCGUCUAGCCGCGCCAACGCCUUCCAAUUGACGCUGGCCCGUGCGUUCGCCGCCCAGGGCGGCGACACGGGCGUCUCCCAUGAGGAUUUACAGCGUGCAUUGGAUAAAUUCCAGAAGGAAUCGGCCAGUAAGACUGUCCCUUGGUUUUUGAAGAACAUGCCGCCUUCGUACUUUCGCUCCAUCGAAGAGGACGAUCGUCUACAGCAUCUCAACGCCAUCACGGCGCUGGUGAACGCGCAGCAGCCGGAAGUGAUGCUUCGCUCUACCGACCACCGCGUGUUCUCGCACUUCCGUUCGGGCGCUAACUUCCCCGGUCGCUUAGCCAAUGUCCUGGACCAAUUGCCUCAAACCGUAGACGGCGCGACACUCGCCCGUGUUAAGAUCUUCACGUCCCUGGACGACUCCCUAGGCCUCGACAUCUUUCGUUUCGGUCAGCAAGAGCCUUUCCUUAAUAAAACUGAGGACGAGCAACUCGCUCGUGCCAGUAUCCAGCAAUUCUGUGCCGGUAUCCAGGCAGGCAAACAUGUCGGCGACAGUAGCUACCCGAAACCGGGUCCGCACUUCGAACCGGAGGCCGUGGACACGUUCCUAAAGCACAGUAACACCAUGUACGUGCAGUACAGCAACCCGCGUCGUCUAGCGUGGCAGAUGGAGCUGUUCAGCCAAGUCCGUGGCACUGAAGGUGUCGCGGUGGACGUGGAGCACAAGUGGGAGACCCGUAGCGACGAGAACAAGCUCGGUGGCGGCGUCCCGCAGACGAUGCUGACGAUCGCCGCGUCGAACGUCAUUCCGAAGGGUUUCAUGCAGAAGGCGGCCACGUAUCUAGGUCUGUGCAGCCUCAACGUGGUCCGCGCCCACUUGGACGUGGUCAAAGACCCUCAGAACGGCUCCGCACACGUCGCGAUGAUCCGCAUCCUCGUGCAACCGAGUGAAGAAGCACAGAAGGACCAUUUCCAGUUCGAAUGGUCCAAAAUCUCGGGUAACUUGAAGUAUCUCAAGUGGGUGGACGACCACCCCGUCCACUUGACGCUGCAGCAUCCGGAGUUGGGUCUAUCACGCGCUGAGCUCAUCUACGCGUACGGCAACAUGCUGCACGGUGUGUUGGCCAAGAAAGACCCGUUCGCGUACUCCUUGACGCGCAUCAUGGAGACGCUGGAGCACCCGCAAAACUUGCCGUUAGCGUGGCGUAUUGCUGACUUUUUCCUGACCAAAUUCGACCCGCAACAGGAGCGCGUCAUGACGGACGCUGAGCAGGACGCCGUGGUGGAAGAACUCAAGAAAGAAAUCCGUCGGAACGUGGAGCAUGAGGACGCCAUCCUGCUGCUGAACAGUAUGGCCGAUGCAGUGCGUGGCACCCUCCGUACCAACAAGUUUGUGCGCGAUCGCUACGCGUUGUCACUACGUAUGGACCCGAAGGUUAUGGGCUACGGGACAGUGGGCAAGGACACUCCGUUCGGCGUGUUCUUCAUCUACGGACGUCGCUUCAAGGGCUUUCACGUGCGCUUCCGGGACAUUGCUCGUGGUGGGCUACGUAUGGUUUAUCCUAGCUCUACCGACGCCCACGCGUUGGAGAGUGCGCGUCAGUACAACGAGGCGUACAACUUGGCGUUCGCUCAGCAGCUCAAGAACAAGGACAUCCCUGAAGGAGGCUCCAAGGCUGUGGUGCUCUGUGACCCCAUUGUGGGGCCUGUUGGCGACGUGGCUCCACGUGACUUUAUCAUUCGCAAGAGCGUCAAGGCCUUCUCGGACGCGCUAUUGGAUCUAAACACGACGGACGAGGAAGUGAAGGCCAAGAUCGUCGACUAUUACGGCAAAGACGAGCUCAUUUAUCUGGGUCCGGACGAGAAUAUCAUCCCUGGAGACAUCGUGUGGAUGACCAAGCGUGCGGCGUACCGUGGCUACCCCAUUCCGCGUGCCUUCAUCAGCUCGAAACCGGACGCUGGCUUCAACCACAAGGUCUACGGCGUCACGAGUGAAGGUGUCGCUGUGUUUGCUGACGUCGCGCUACGCUCGCAGAAUAUCGACCCCAAGAACCAGCCGUUCACGGUCAAGAUCACGGGCGGCACGGACGGCGACGUGGCUGGCAACGUCAUCAAGAUCCUGCACCGCGAAUACGGCGACAACGUCCACAUUGUGGGCAUUUGUGACGGCACAGGAGUGAUCGAAGACCCGCAAGGGCUGGACAUGCCGGAGUUGCUGCGUCUGGUGCACGAAUCGCUGCCGUUGUCGAGCUUUGACGAGUCCAAGGUGUCGUCCAAGGGCAUCAAGCACGACAUCAACACGCAGGAAGGGAUCCGUGCGCGUAACUCGAUGCACAACCGCGUCAAGAGCGACCUGUUCAUCCCUGCGGGUGGCCGUCCCAACACCAUCAACGAAAACAACUGGCGCGACUAUCUCGACGCGGACGGCAAGCCGGCAUCCGGUCUGAUUGUUGAAGGCGCCAACCUGUUCAUCACGCCCGAAGCGCGUCAGCUGCUGUUCGAUAACGCGGGCGUUGUUAUCGUCAAGGACAGCUCAGCUAACAAGUGCGGCGUCGUGUGCUCGUCGUACGAGAUCGUGGCCAGUAUGUUGCUCGAGACGGACGAGUUCCUGGCUGUCAAGGACGAGCUGGUUGUUGAAGUGGUCGACAAGCUUCGUGCUUUGGCUCGCGUGGAGGCUCAGCUGCUUUUCCGCGAGUACAAGAAAGACCCGACGUCAGCUUUGCCGCCUGCCAGUGAACGUAUCAGUCGCGCGAUCACGCGCGUGCACGACGCCGUGUUGGCGCAUUUCGACGAUGUGUGCGAGGAGGACCAGCAGAUCCUGUUUACGCUGAUCGAGGAGCAUUUGCCGCCCAAGCUCCGUGAGCUGGCGCUGGACCGUGUGCAGCAGAAUGUGCCGUUGGCUUACAUCCGCUCGAUCGUGGCCUCGAGUCUGGCCAGUAAGAUCGUGUACCGUGAAGGUCUGCAGUUCACGGAGGCGCUCCCGGACUCGAAUCUAGGCAACAUGGCGUUGCAGUAUCUCAAGCAGGAGAAGAAAGUGCAGCAACUGGUCAAAGACGUGCGUUCGUCGCAGUUGCCUCACAAGGGCGACAUCGCCGACUUGUUGGCUCGUGGCGGCGUGCGUGCCGGCUUGGACACGCCAAACUAA